UGUCCACUGAUUAUUCUCGUCUGCUUCGCUUGAUGUUUAGGUUUUCGUUGGUUUUGGUGCGUUUACGGAUGGAAAAAUGUUGUGUUUGGUUUAUAAAUAGCCCUAAUAAACUUAACUAGAUCCAAAAAUAAUAGCUUUUGGUGAUAUUCAUAUGUGUGGAGGACAUUUUCUCAUUUAACAUGUUUUAUUCAUAUAUGUCUUCUUUAUAUUUAAUUCUCUCAGGAUUUAUAAUCUAAUAUCGCUAGUCAAACUGCGCUUGGCUUGUCUAUAAUUUUAUUCUUUUAUCUAAUGACAAGUAGCCUCUAAGUCAAACCUCCAAACUAUGGUCCUGCAGGAAAGCCUUCAAACCAGUUUUAUAUCACUGAGACUAUAGAUUAAGUUGGUGUCACUGAUGGACAGUAUGGGAGUAGCAGCCCUCACCUGACCCGAGAUGGAUGGUAUCAUGUCACAGGCGCAGGAAGGACUGAGGGAGCGGCCAGCUGUUCACCUGCUACUGAGCUUCCGUCAGCUGUGUCUGGUCACCGUAUCUCUCCCUCUGUGUGCCCUAGUCUUCUGCUUCAUCACAGCUUAUAUAUUCCAGCCGGACGAGAUACAUGAGACUCACUGUCGGGUUUACAACAUAAUACCGUCAAUCAGUGCCAUCACAGGGGUGAGCCCACAGCGCUACCUGUGGCGGAUCUGUGUUGCUCUGCAUAUCGGCCCCCGACUGCUGAUUGCUAGCAUCUACCAUGCCUAUUAUAAGGGGCUGACCUCCAGCAGCCACAGUCAACGCCUGCUCAGUCUGUGUUAUUGGCUCAACAUCACCGAGAUUGCCUCUCUCUGUGGCGUCACAUACAUCUCCAACAAGGAGAAUUAUCCGGUACAUGAAAAGAUCUUUAUAGUGUUCAUGUUGUGUUCGUUAUCACACAUGCUGGUGACUCUGAAGGUGAGUCGACUGGUACAUCCCACCAUGUCAGAGAAUGUGCGCAUAUCGUACCUCAUCAAGAAAGUGUUGUUUGUCACGUCCAUUCUGUCCACUGUUGGGCUCCUCAUCUUCUUUGCUAAGCACCGUCUGCUGUGUCACGACAUGGCGUUCAGUUGGUUCGCUCUAUGCGAGUAUGUCAUCGCCUCUGCCAACAUGGCCUUCCACGUCACAGUGGUCCUCGACUUUCCCACUGAGGAGCUGGUCAUCGCCAAGGGGCUUACGCUUACCAUGCAUCGUCAGACCAACAACAUCAAACUCGAUUAAAAUCACCAAAACGUUCUUGGAAUUAAUUUCCCCAUCGAAUAUUUAUUGUUAAUUCAUAGUAAACUACAACCCCUAGUUGUACCUUCUGAGUGUAUUGCGAUUGGGUCUGUUAUUUUCAUCUAACUCACUCUGAAAAACAUAAAUAUAGAUAGUUCACAAUUCUAUUUACUGGAUCAUUUUAGAAAUUCAGUAUUAAACCCAUAUUGGGUUUUAAUUUUAUAUACAUAAUGAUUCCUAUAUACAAAAUCAUGGCAUUCUGUUAUGUUGUGAUGGUGAAAGAUUUGAAUAUUGAAAAGGAGUCAUUUGUAGUAUUGAGUAGGGUAAUUUGUAUUUGUAAUAUACAAAUCUAACAUGGUUAUUAUUGUUAAAAUGUUUGUUGAAAUCAUAACAAUUAAUACGCUGUUGAAUAAACAAACUUAGUAAAUUAGCUGGUAAUACAACAUAUUGAUUUAAAAUGUUACAGAACAUGUAAAAUUCAUACGAGUUGAAUCAGUGUAGCAAUAUAAAGUGAUUACCUCAGACAAUUUACAUUUGGUAUGGCUAUUGUUAAUUAUAAUAAUUAUCCUGUACUCAUCAGCCAGACUGUAUUAGUGGUGAAUAAUACAAUACUACUAGCGAGCGGUCCAAUCAGACCAGAAUGUCAAUCCUGACGUCAUUCCAGUUGAACUAUCGUGGAAGUUAAUGUGUUAACAUGUAAUUUGCUUAUCACUAUUUUCAAUGUAUAUGAAGAUCUAUCAAUCGAUCUAUGCAGGGUGAGUUGGCUGAUUAUAAGAUUCAGUCAAAACAUUUCACGUUUUAAGAUCGCCAAAUACUACGCAGUCAGUUUUAGUAGUCUUCUUUGUCUAGUCAAAGGCUAAUAAUACUGUUACUUAAUUAAAGUUUUUUUAUAACUGAGCUGAAAAUACUGUUAAAUUUGCUUGAUGAUAUACAUUGAAACAUUCGAAUAGCUGCAGAAAAUAUUGCACUAUAGAUACUAAAAAGUAAUUUUAACAAUACCGCUCAAAUAGUUGUUCCAAGUUAUUAAAUUAAAAGAGGAUUGGAUCUUUUAAAUAAGUACAAUAAUUUUUUAUUAAUUAACAAAUUAAGUAUUACUUAAACUUUAAUUAUGAAGUGUCGUUUUACUUCUUUUAUUUUGUUAUUGUUAUUAUUUUACCUGAACAGAGUUCCUUAACUAUACGAUAUAUUGUUUAAACUCUAGUCCCCUGUUAUAUUUUGUUAUCUUUGGAAAUAUAUUUACUAUUGAUGUUUGUAAUUAAAUAAUUUUACCAUAGGGUAUAUACAUUAAAUAUUACUUGUACAAUACAAAAUGAAGGGUUAUCAGAAAGAAUUAUACAGUUUUAAAUUCCAUUUGGUAGGGAAUAUGUUGUUGAAAGUUAACAUGAGUCCAAACAAAAUGUCUGCAAUACUGUAUAAAAAUUUACAGUUGACAUCAGAUUUGAAUUUCUUGUUGACCUAAAACAAGAGACAAGACCAAAUACCCAUAGGUCAAGUUGGUUUUACUAGGGAAGAUCUUGUUAACGUCUAACCCUUUAGGACCAACUAACUAUAUAUUGACAAUUUGUGUUUUAGGUUAAAAAAUGUGAAUUAACUUUUAUUCAGGCAAAUUUGGACUCCAAUGAUAGUAAUAAAUAUUAUUUUGUUAAAUGUCUAGAUUCAGCAAUGGUUUAAUCUGAAACAGUUAAAAAAACUCAAUUAAUUGGUAUUACUCACUUUUAAAGCAUCUAGUAACAUUCACUUCCUGUCAUAAUUGACAUGUGAUAGUCAGCUGCCUGACAUUGUUUUUAGUUUAUUCUGCUUGGAGUGAAUUGAUCGUAUAAUGACUGAGACCGACAAUGUAAGAAUAAAAACAUUACAUAUUUGGUAGCACAUAUUUGCUGUAACUGAUCCAGAUCUGACAUUCCUCACUUAUUUUCACAAAUGAUAUUCAAAAUCCAAUAUAACAUUAUGCUAAGUUUGUUUACUAUAUUAUUUAGUAUGAUUGUAAUAUUUUUCAGUAUGUUUACAUUGAAAUAUGAUGUUUAAGAUUAUAAUAUAUGAAUAUAGAUAAAAUGUCAGUAAAUGCCUAUGUUAACAUAUUCACUCUUGAUUCACUAUUAUUACCAUAAAAAUAUUGGUAUUACAUUGCAUAUAUAUAUAUGUAUAUGUAUGUAUA
This is a messenger RNA of Homalodisca vitripennis (glassy-winged sharpshooter), 3380 nucleotides long. RefSeq names its product post-GPI attachment to proteins factor 2-like. NCBI's taxonomy places the organism in Eukaryota, Metazoa, Arthropoda, Insecta, Hemiptera, Cicadellidae. Bases 431 to 1228 code for a protein of 265 amino acids. The transcript has 6 exons. Gene Ontology annotation, biological process: GPI anchor biosynthetic process. Gene Ontology annotation, cellular component: endoplasmic reticulum membrane; Golgi membrane. The record is from RefSeq and is a predicted model, not a curated record.